This is a messenger RNA of Lolium rigidum, 810 nucleotides long. RefSeq names its product ATP-dependent Clp protease adapter protein CLPS1, chloroplastic. The transcript has 3 exons. Gene Ontology annotation, biological process: proteolysis; protein catabolic process. Lineage: Eukaryota; Viridiplantae; Streptophyta; Magnoliopsida; Poales; Poaceae. The record is from RefSeq and is a predicted model, not a curated record. The coding region runs from base 129 to 605 and encodes 158 amino acids.
ACGGAGCAACACCACACCGCCGCACAACAAAAAACCGAUAGGAAUUUUCGGGCUCAGUCAGAGGCGAGCAGCAGGCUCUGACCUCUGACUCCGAGGCGCGGCGAGGGCGAGGGCGGUGGCGGGAGAGAAUGGAUGCCGCGGCGCUGUCCAGCCGGAUUGCUCUCUCUGCGAACCGCUUCGCGAACCACCACGCGGUGGGAGGAGAUAGAUCUUCUAUUUACAGGAGAAGGUCCACAAAUGUUGCCUUCCCCAUUGUAAUCACAGCAGCAGGCAAAGGUGGCGGUGUGCUUGAUCGACCAGCAGAGAAAGUUUCUCCAGGUCGUCAGUCUGAGUUCGAUGUCAAGAAAUCCCGGAAAAUGUCCCCUCCAUUUCGUGUUGUCCUGCACAAUGACAACGAGAACAGGCGAGAGUAUGUUGUCCAAGUCCUGAUGAAGGUUAUCCCUGGGAUGACUGUGGACAACGCUGUCAAUAUCAUGCAAGAGGCUCAUGUGAAUGGGAUGGCAGUGGUUAUUGUCUGCUCGCAGCAGGAAGCUGAGGAGCACUGCACGGCGCUCAGGGGCAAUGGCCUCCGAAGCUCUAUUGAACCUGCAAGUGGUGGCUGCUGAAAAAAGAGCUUAUUUUUGCCGCUUAAAGUUUGUAGAUACCCCUGCAUAUCUAGAUAAAAUGCAGUGAAUUACAGGCACUUAUUGUUAAAGAUGGACAUGGGUACCUACUUGCAGAUGUAAAUCAUGUAGUAGACCAAAUAUAGUGUUUCCUGUUAUUUUUCAAGAAAACAGUGUUUCCAGUUAUGAAGCUGUAGUAUUUCUCUUA